This is a messenger RNA of Gadus macrocephalus (Pacific cod), 5636 nucleotides long. RefSeq names its product zinc finger protein 512 (gene znf512). The transcript is spliced from 16 exons. The coding region runs from base 345 to 3137 and encodes 930 amino acids. Lineage: Eukaryota; Metazoa; Chordata; Actinopteri; Gadiformes; Gadidae. Gene Ontology annotation, molecular function: zinc ion binding. The record is from RefSeq and is a predicted model, not a curated record.
UCCCGGUCCAUACCAGGCCCCGCCCCCGGAGCCGCGGGUCCCACAUCCUUAUUUGCGCUCCGCACACGGAGGGCGUUUCAACCAACCGAGGGAUGUCGCGAAUGGCCGUUCUGAGUGAUCUGUAGAGGACUUAUUGUGGCGUUUGUCUGCGUUUCGUCAUUUACAGAUUCUGACCGAGAUUACUCUUUCUGCGGCGGGUUUUCCUCGAGUAGGCCCGCGUUCCCCCACCGUGCCUCGGAUCAGAGCCGGGGUGCAGGCCGAGGAGGAGGACUAGCUCGGGGAGACAUGGAGGCCAACCCUGCAGAGGGAGGCAUUUAUCUGUGAGGUGAACCGAAGCUCCAACAAUGGACCACUCACACAUCGGUGGGGACAUGUCCCCUCCGUAUGCGCCAAGGAAGAGGAAGUCGGGCCAGGCUCAGCCCAAGGGCGGUGUGCCAUGUCCAGUUGUAACAGUGGUUCAACGACUGCCAGACAGAGCCUUUGAGUUGAGCGUCCUUGGACAUUCAAAGAGUGACGAGGCCCAAGACGCUCAUAAAAUGAAAAGGACUUAUGGUAGGAAGAGGUUUGAGGACCCCCAGGGCGUCCCGGGGGGCCCACUGGAGUACCCCACCACCAGCUGCUCUGUGAUGUCUUCAGGCCCCCUGGCCAACGGCUCGGACAUGGGCUCUGUAGCCCAGCCCGCUGCCAGGCUGCCACCAAGGCUGGUAGCCAAGGACGCCUGGCCUACGGCCCUGGAGCCGGGCAGGAUGAGGCCCCAGCCUCAGGCCCAGCCCUGGAACCCCAGUCGGGAGAGGCUCUCUGAGGCCCAGAGCUGGGCUGCGGGUCGAGAGCGGCCCCAGGAGCAGCUCUGGAGUUCCAGCAGAGACCGAUCGGGACACCCGGGGCAAGACCAGAGCUGGAUCCCAGGAAGAGAGCGAGGCCACACCGAACAGGCAUGGGCCAGCGGGCGGGAGAGGGGCCCCGAACAGGCCUGGAGCUCUGGGAGGGACCGAGCCCAGGAUCAGGCUUGGAACCCGGGGCGUGAGCCUGGACGGGACAGACCCCUCUCUGGGAACGGGCAGGCCUGGGGUGCUGGGCGCAGCCAGGACCAGGCCUGGGGCUCAGCCGCCAGGGACCGAGGAGAAGCACAAGUCUGGAGACCUGACUUGCCUUUAAAGAAGAGCCAGAGAGUCGAAGUUGAGAGGAAUCAGCCGGUAAUCACCUAUCAACAGGCCCCAGAAAACAAAACCUCUGGUUCAGACUCGGUGGACGUAAGAGACCUCCAGAGCAACGCAGAGCACAACGCGGCCCGGCCCAGCGAGGAGCCCAGACCGCUGCUCCCCCCCUCCAGGAAGGAGCUCCCUUCCUACCCUCCAGGCAGCCAAGAGGAGCGCUGGCAACUGCAUAUCGUGGCCAAAGGAAGAGUGACCUGUCCCAAGUGCAAGAGUGUCAGCAGGAAGACCGUAGAGGGCUUGAAGAAACACAUGGAGAACUGCCGCCUGCAACCGUUCAGCUGUCCACACUGUGGGAAACAACUCAAGUCUUCAACUGGGAUGAAGUACCACGUCAUGGCCGACCAUAGCAACUUGCCCUCUCUGGACGAUUCCCAAGGCUUGGACGAACGUGCUGUCAAAGAAAAACUGCGCAAAAUUCUGAAGAGACUUGGAAAGUUAAAGUGUUCCCGCGAGGGCUGCACUUCAGGCUUCACUAGCAUCAUGGGCUAUGUGUACCACAUGAAGAAGUGUGGUAAGCAGGAGUCUGAGCUGGAGAAGAUGCUGCUCAACUGCUCUCACUGCGGGAAGGCCUACAAGUCAAAGGCCGGUCUGGAGUACCACCUCAAGUCAGAGCAUGCCCCCGUGCCCCAGCAGCAGGAGGAGGAAGAGGAGGCCCUUAAAGCCCAGAGCGAGGCCGACCCAGAGCUCACGGCCAGCGGCCGGGUGCAGCGGGCCUCGGCCCAGGUGGCCAACUUCCACCUGGCCGAGAUCGCCCACAACGACCUGCCCAAAGACUGGCCCAAGAGGAAGUUCCAGUCGGACCUCGUGCCAGACGACAAAAAGCUGAAGUACGCCCGUCCAGGUCUGCCUGCCUUCAGCCAGGAGGUCCUCAGGAAGUGGAAGAACGAGGUGAAGCUGCAGAGGAAGGUCCAGUGCCCCAACCAGGGCUGUGGCUGCACCUACACCAGUGUCUCUGGCCUGAAGGCCCACCUGGGACUCUGCACUAAGGGUGACUUUGAGGCGGGGAAAUACCGUUGUUUGAUCUGCGGCAAGGAGUUCAAUUCCGAGAGUGGAGUCAAGUAUCACAUCAACUCUGUUCAUUCACAGGAAUGGUUUGUGACGAACAAGAAAGCAUCAAAGAAGUUUGAAAAGUACCUUCGGAGUCGGCCCAAGGAGAUGGUGCAUGGAGUGGACCAGCACAUCAUCGAGCAGUACCACCAGCAUCACAUGAACCACCACCACCUCCACCACCACCACCUGCAGCACCACCAGCAGCAGCAGCACCAUCAACACCACCAGCACGAUCAGCAGCUCCAGCAGAUCCAGCACCAACCCUUACAGCAGCCUCUGCAGCCCCUGCAUCACCUGCAGCACCAGGCCCACCUCCUGCACGCGUUGGAGCACCAGCAGCACCACCACCACAGCCACAGUGUUCCCCAGAUGGAGCCGCAGCUCAGCCAGGAGGUGCAGCAGCAGCAGCAGCAGCCACCGCCACCACUCCUCCACUACACCCCGCUGGAGCCGCCCGCGGGCUCCAUGUGGGUGGAGGUGGAGCGGAGGGAGGUGGUGGCCGGGGGCGGGCCGGGGGCAGAGCUGACCCAGGUGGAGAUGGUGAGUGUAGACAAACCCCGGCCGAUGGACGGAGGAGCGGGGAGCGGGGGCUCAGAGUGCAAGCGGAGAGAGAAGGCGGAGCGGGGCAAGGCGGAGAGCAGGAGGAAGGAUUGCUUCGCUUACGGAGGAGGAGGAGGAGGGGGGGGGGGGGGAGUGGCUGUGGGCGGGAGCAGCAGCAGUAGUAGCAGCAGCAGCAGCAAUACGGGCAGCUCGUCCAGCGAAUCAGAGCUGGAGCAGCAGGAGAGGCAGAGACAGAUCGACCAGUGGAACCUGAAGAGGCCUGGGAACAUGGAGGUCCACCACGAGGCUGCUAAACGCCAGAGGAACACCUAAAGAACUGUACCUUAUUGUACAACAAGAGGUCAAAUAAUGGUCUUACUUAUAUGUGAAAUGUCUUGCCAUUGUCUUAUUUCAACUGUAACUCUGAUCAAGCUAUUUCAUAUAUGACCUGUUUCUCAUCUUGGAAUUUUGUUGUUUUUUAAUUUGAAAACAACAGGAGACAUACACAAGAGGGUAGCUUGCCAUGAGACCGGGCUUUGGACACCGCAAAGUAUCUACAGGAAGUACCGUAGCUUACGGUUAAACCUAAUUGAAUGUCGCCGUGUGUGUAUUGCACCAGUUGGCAUGAACCAAAAAUUCCGUUAUCAUGGCCUCGUGCACAGGGCAUUCAGAGAUGGGCCAUUCGUCGCGCACCACCGGAAAUUUUGUAGGUCGAAAAAGCAGACUGCGCCAACUGCCUUCCUGUUGUGGUGAUACGGUGACCAAUAAUGCCACGGUCAUGCAUGUAUGAUCCGAGCACUUCACCAACAGCUAUAUAUUUAGCUUUCGUUUGAAACUAAACAACUUGGACUUUUUACUUUUUUACUCAUACCAGAUCAUAAUUUAACCCUGAGAUACUCUAGUAUCACAAUGAGUAAAACAUAUCGAUAGUCCUCCUCUAUAGCUAAUCCCCUCCUUCUUACUCCUCUCAUGUUGUCAUCACUUCUUACUCCUCAUGUUGUCAUCACUUCUUACUCCUCAUGUUGUCAUCACUUCUUACUCCUCAUGUUGUCAUCACUUCUUACUCCUCAUGUUGUCAUCACUUCUUACUCCUCAUGUUGUCAUCACUUCUUACUCCUCAUGUUGUCAUCACUUCUUACUCCUCAUGUUGUCAUCACUUUUUACUCCUCAUGUUGUCAUCACUUCUUACUCCUCAUGUUGUCAUCACUUAUUACUCCUCAUGUUAUCAUCACUUCUUACUCCUCAUGUUUUCAUCACUUCUUACUCCUCAUGUUGUCAUCACUUUUUACUCCUCAUGUUGUCAUCACUUCUUACUCCUCAUGUUAUCAUCACUUCUUACUCCUCAUGUUGUCAUCACUUCUUACUCCUCAUGUUGUCAUCACUUCUUACUCCUCAUGUUGUCAUUGCUCCAGUGGUGACCUGAGGAGGAGUUAAAGGGUUCCAUGCAUGGCAGCAUGCAGCACCUUCACUCUAUUCUGCCCACACAAAGAUUUGAAGAGGUCUCCUACCCUGGCACUGAGGUUGAUCCUCAAGAAAGAAUGAGUGACAUGCCAACACGCAUUAAAGAAGGAGCAGUUGAGAAAGGGACUCCUGUCUAUAUGUGCCGUCCUGACAGGAGGACUCCCUUGGACUAAACUCCACGUGUAUUUAACCAAUAGCAUGUCAUGUUUUAUGUACUCUGCAUUUUCUAUAUUUGAUAUAGUGGCGUACGCUCCUGGAUGGUUGUCUGCUGUAUGUUUGUGCCGCUUUAUUUUCAAAAUGUGUUCUAUGUACAGUUCGGAUGGACGAAGAAGCAAUUAUCCUUUGUUAAAUUUGUUACCAUGUUUGUUCAGUUCAUUUAUUGAUGUUUUGUUCUUUAUCUCGUGUUGAUAUAAUCCCUGUUAGUGCUCUUCCAUGUAAUCAUCUUUAGACUAAAUAUUAGAGACAUUUAUAUACUUUUUGAGUUGUAUGUUAAUUAGCCCAUUGAUCAAAUGAUGAUCCCUGUAAAUCAGUUCUAAUGAUAUAUAUGUUGAGAAUAGGUACUAAUCUGUGUUCAAGUGCAUUUCAAAGUCCUUCCCUCAGAUGGCGUAUGUGGCAUCUGUAUCAAGUUCAGCUUGGACUACUGUCCAGUUACCAUACAUAGAACCACUGACUGAAAAGAUAACAUUUCUGUUGAGGCCAAGACCAAAAGUGAUAACAUCAUAAAUGCACUUCCAACUGAGUGGCACAAAGAAAAGCCCUUGCUUCUUGACUAAAAGAGAUCUCAAGACGCAUCUUUGAGGCAAACUUCAAAAUCAGAUUUUUUUUCUAUUUCCAGUGCAAGGCAAAAAUGACAAAUAUUUAAGGCAUUUGUUGGAAUCUAAUAUUCUGGGAAGGAUAAUUAAAUAUAUAUUGGCGAUAUGAAAAUUAUUUUAGGUGUGUCCUAUAUUUUACUUACUGUAAUUCUGAUAUCUCGUAUCUCUUUUACUCCCUUAUCUAAAGGGUGCUACGUGUUGAAAUAUUAAGGUCUCAAAAGUACUGUAGUACCAUUCCAACUCAUAGCACACACUAAUAGAGCCGUACCUCUGAUUUCUAAGGUCUAAAAAAAGAUUAGACUUCAAGUACAUGUUAAGUCUAGGCCAGGUAAAGUGAAUAGCUACAUUUGUAAAGUUAACAUUUUUAGUAUCACCACGUUCUCUAUUUUGUUGGGCAUAGUUUGUAUUCCAUGGAAAAAGGCGUUGUCUCUCAGCCUGCGUUAAUAGCCUAUAUAUUGAACGCAUUACUUGUUAGGCCUUCUUGUUUUUCUAGAAGUAAUGUGCUGCUAUUUCUUAGUACCAGCUAAUACUAAAUAAAGCAUUACCAUUCAUGGUCAAA